Cotesia congregata is the source of this 549-nucleotide messenger RNA. NCBI's taxonomy places the organism in Eukaryota, Metazoa, Arthropoda, Insecta, Hymenoptera, Braconidae. The record is from the annotation of a GenBank genome assembly.
AUGAGUAAAUUUUUUCGAGUUUAUAAAAAUAUGCUUGUUAAAUAUCCUAUGGGUAUGCAAGCGCUUCAAGCUGGCACACUGAUGGGUGUUGGUGAUCAAAUCGCCCAAAACUUGGUCGAGAAGCGGAAAAUUAGCGAACUGGAUUUUGUUAGAACAGCGCAAUUUUAUGCAAUUGGUUUCUUCAUGGCUGGACCUGCUGUGAGAGGUUGGUAUGGAGUUCUUGACAAAUUUUUCGGCUCCAAGGGCAGUGUCGUGGCCGUAAAAAAAGUCGCUUGUGACCAAUUUCUAUUUGCGCCUCCAUUCAUCGCUGCAUUGUUGGCGACCAUCGGCUUUCUACAAGGAAAUGAUGUCGAUGGGGUUAAAGAAAAAUUGUCCAAAGAGUACAAAGACAUUCUUAUAAAUAAUUACAAGCUCUGGCCUCUGGUUCAGUUAAUUAACUUUGGUCUUGUUCCACUUAAUUAUCAAGUUCUUGUCAAUCAAAUAGUCGCUGUUUUUUGGAAUACUUACAUCUCUUUCAGGACCAACAGAGAUGCUAUGACGCAUCAGUAA